Aspergillus nomiae NRRL 13137 is the source of this 483-nucleotide messenger RNA. Its product is annotated as cytochrome c1 heme lyase CYT2. Gene Ontology annotation, molecular function: holocytochrome-c synthase activity. The record is from RefSeq and is a predicted model, not a curated record. Gene Ontology annotation, cellular component: mitochondrion. Bases 1 to 483 code for a protein of 160 amino acids. The transcript has a single exon. Lineage: Eukaryota; Fungi; Ascomycota; Eurotiomycetes; Eurotiales; Aspergillaceae. Gene Ontology annotation, biological process: cytochrome c-heme linkage.
AUGCGUAAAGGCAACACACCGACUUCUAGCACUUCGCCCACUGAACUAGCAACUUCCGUGGCAUCCAUUAUCCCAAUUCAUAAUGCCGUCAACGAGCGUGCCUGGCAACAGAUCCUAGAAUGGGAGAAGCAAGCACCUCGCUCUGAUCCUGGCAGCAAGAAAUGUGGAGGCCCGAAGCUAUAUUCAUUCCGCGGACUGGGCGUUGACCCCCAGUUCCUCAGUCCUCGUGCUCGUAUCAACAACCUAAUGGGCUACCAACUACCGUUCGAUCGCCAUGACUGGGUUGUAGAGAGAUGCGGUGGUGAGAGGGUCGAGUACGUCAUUGAUUUCUAUCAAGGAAAGACGGCUGGAGCCAACGGUGGACCGGCCGGCUUGGCUGCUAAUGCCGGACCCGGCAAAUUGAGCUUCUACUUGGACGUACGGCCGAAGUUGAACACUUUUGAAGGCUGCAGGAUGAGAUUCAGCCGCUUCACAGGCUUGUAA